CUGCCAAUCUGUCUGUUAUAUAUACCUACCUUGCCUAUCAAACAAUAUUCUCCCCUGACUCUUCAACACCAAAAGACAGCACUUACACACACACACACACACACACACAAUGGCCCGACGAACCAUCUACCUCGACGCCCUCAACGACGCCGCCCCCGGCAGCGACGCCGGCGACUCCAGCGCCAUCCUCACCUUCUUCAAGGGCGUCGUGCGCGAGGCCCAGGCGUGGAUCUCGCGCGGCGGGCCCGGCGUCAAGGCGCCUACAAUUGAGAAGCAGACCUUUUAGAAUACUCUCUCAUCCAAAGAGGCCGUCAUAUGAGGCUCCAUGAAUGAAGCAUUUCGUUUUGCUUCACAUGGAUGGAUGUAUGAUGAAUACAUAGCAGAAAGAAGAGAAAAAUAAAAACACAACAGAAAAAAAAAACAAAAGAUUGAUAUACCCAUCGACAAAAUAGCUGUUCGGCCACUUCUUCGGCACUGCUUCUCCCCCCUCCACCUUCGCACAAGCAAGCACGCCUUGUUCCAGUCUUGGUCUGUCAUGAC
This is a messenger RNA of Trichoderma reesei QM6a, 540 nucleotides long. RefSeq lists its product as uncharacterized. The annotation marks the transcript as partial. The record is from RefSeq and is a predicted model, not a curated record. NCBI's taxonomy places the organism in Eukaryota, Fungi, Ascomycota, Sordariomycetes, Hypocreales, Hypocreaceae. The transcript has a single exon.